UUCAUAGCUUAAUUUGUUCACUUUUUAAAUACAUUGCUAAAUGUUGCCUUGCAAGGACACGUCCAUUAUAUUUACAGUCCUGAAAGUAACCUAACAAUGAAGACCGCUUGCACGUGUUCAAAACAUGUUCAUUGUUCGACUCUAGCAGGUUAGAUYUCUUACCUACCUAGCUAGUAUUGCUAACAGCUAGCUGGCUAUACGGGCAAUUGAGCCCGAAAACAUGAUAGCAAAUACUUAACAUCUCUGUAUGGUAGUUUCACACCUUCUCAAAUCGUCAAGCUGGAGAGCGAGGCCAUGUCCUAGAUACCUUCAGUCCACCCUGGAGGCAGCACAGCUUUAUUUUCAUGUGAGCAUCAGCACACAUCACGCAGGAGAAGUGUGCAACGUGUCCGAGACCUUGGAGGAGCUAGCUGGCUGACCAGUCGAAGGUUGCCACACGACUUGAGUAGGACAAUAUGAGUCGAGAGAGGGAAACGUUGUUGGAUGAAAUCGAACUAAGUUUAUAUACUUUAACUGAGGACAAUUUACGUUACCUGUGUGAACGUAUUGGAGUAGGAGGCAAAGAUGGGUCAGAAGUCAAAGGAAAGACUCAACGUUCAUUGCGUCGUGUAGUAGGGGAAUACUGUGAAAAUGUAAAUCAGAUGGAAUCAGAUGAGCAGGGAACGUCUCGGUUACUCCAACUGAAAGAAGACAUCAAAGGAAUACAGGAAGAUGCCAGGGGUGUGCCCAUGAGUCCCAGCCAAUCAGCGACAGCAGAGGUGGACACCUCACAAGCAAGCUGUGACGGAGAACCGAAUGAGGAGGGAGGAUCUCGGUUGCCUCAUAACAGGAAGUUGGCAGAUCCAGCUCCAGAGUGGCUCAUUAUACCAGAGCAGAGGGAGUCACUAGAUCCUGGUUGUGACAGUGGCACACGGUCUGUACAGCAGGAGGCAACAGUGCUGCUGGAGGACUGUAGGUUUAUGCUGGGGCGGAGAUUCAACAUCAAAGCGGAAGAGCAGGAGGAGAUGAUUUCGGUCUUUGCUAAUGAAGGAGAGGGUCCUGAGWCCUCAGACRCAUCAGUGGAGACAUUAUCUACACCAGGGGAGAAACACCAGGAAGUUGAUAAAGCAAAGAGAUCUCACCACAGCCCUCAACGUACGGAGAGAUCCACAAAACGAUCACAGCCUAAACGGCACCUGCACACACACUCCGGGGAGACGUCGUCACCCUGUUCAGGUAGCAAAGAAAGUUUAUCUUCUGUGAGUUCUUACCAAUGCCCUGAAUGUAAGAAGAGAUUCUCUAGUAAUGCSGGUCUUCAAAAACACUUGAGAUUACAUGGUGGUAAGAGGCUUUUCCAGUGCUCACAGUGUGACAAGAGUUUCAUAAAGAGUAAAAAUCUUUAUCAACACCUGCCAGUGCACUCUGGAGAGAAGCCUCACCCCUGCUCUGACUGUGGCCGAACUUUCUCUACAGCACGCUAUUUAACUAAACACAAGCGUAUACAUUCAGGGAUUAAGCCUUUCUGUUGCCCCCAUUGUGACAAGAGGUACACCAGAUCAGAUCAGUUGAAAGUUCAUAUCAUGACGCAUACUGGGGAGCGGCCUUACCAAUGUGGUCAAUGUGAGAAGAGUUUUAAAAUGAAGGCAAAUCUUAAAGAGCACCUGUUAUUACACGAGAUAAAGAUGUCUCACCGRUGCCCUGACUGUGAUCAAAGGUUCUCCGCUGAGGAAAGUUUAAAGGAACACAUGCAGUUACACAAAGGAGAGAAACCUUUCCACUGUCUGCAAUGUGAGAAGAGGUACAGUACUUCAGAUGAGUUGAAAGAACAUAUGAUGUCUCAUACUGAAGAGAAGAUUAAUUUCCGACUUGUUUCUGAGAAUAGAUCGCCAAGUUCCAGAAAUGUAGGAGAACAAUGUCAGGAGACGGCCCAUACUGUUGACAAACCUGACCUCGGCUCUGACUGCGGAACAGAUUUUGCUCAACAAGACAAGCUGGUAAAACACCAGCAAACACACACUGAGGAAAGCCCAACACACACUGCCGAAAAGGCAACGCACACUGGGAAAAAGACUCACUACUGCCCUGAAUGUGGGAAAAAAUACCAUAGCACUUCACACUUCAAAGAACACCUGCGUUCACACACUGGUGACCAACCUUACCAGUGUUCUCAGUGUGAAAAGAGUUUCACAAAACAAAUACAUCUUAAGCGACAUAUGUACUCACACACUGGAGAAAAACUAUACCAUUGUGGAGAUUGCAAUUUAUAUUUCCUUAAUGAAAUCGAAUAUAAGAGACACAAGCACAUUGGGGAGAAGCCUCACCACUGCUCUGUCUGUAGUGUUCGUUUCUCUCUAUUAGAAGAUCUAAAUGCACACAAAAGGAUUCACACAGGAGAGAAUCCUCACCACUGCUCUGACUGCGGGCAAAAUUUUGCUACAGCGGGAUGUUUAAAGAAACACAAGCUGUUGCAUUCAGGAGAGAAACCUUUCCGCUGCCCACAGUGUGAUAAGAAGUACACCAGAGCGGACCAGUUAAAAGAUCAUAUGAAGAUACAUUCUGAAGAGAAGCCUUACGAAUGCACUGUUUGCACAAAAAAAUUCCACGAUUCUAAGCAAUUAAAAGUUCACCAGAGAGCAGUGCAUGCAGCAUCUUCUUACAUUUGCUCUGACUGUGGAAAGAGUUUUGGUCUACUGGGCAACCUUAAUGCUCACCAGCGAACGCAUACUGGGGAAAAGCCUCACCAGUGUCCCGUCUGCGAAAAGAGGUACACAAAACGAUCACAUCUUAAAGAACACAUGCGUAUACACACUGGUGAGAAACCUUACCAGUGUUCUCAGUGUGAGAAGAGUUUCACAACACAAACGGGUCUUAAUCAUCACCUGUACACACACACUGGAGAGAAGCCCCGCCACCACUGUCCAGACUGUAAUGAAAGUUUUACAUCUUGGAUACCCUUUAAGAGACAUAAACAACAACAUACUGGAGAGAAGCCUCACCUCUGCUCUAACUGUGGUCUUAGUUUCCUCAUAGAAGAGGACUUAAAAGCACAUGAAAGGAUUCACACUGGAGAGAAGCCUCACAACUGUCCUGACUGUGAAAAAAGGUUCUCUUCAGUAGGUAAUUUGAAAAAACACAAGAGGUUACAUACGGGAGAGAAACCUUUCCACUGCGAGCGUUGUGAUGAGAAAUUUACAAGAUCAGAUCGGUUGAAAGUUCAUAUGAUGUCACAUACAGGAGAGAAACCUUUUCAAUGUCCUGAAUGUGAUAAAAGCUACAAUAAUUCGACCCAAUUGAAAAAUCAUCAGAGAAUAAUACAUAGGGGAGAAAAACCGUACCUUUGCUCCGACUGUGGAAAGAGCUUUGGCAAACUAGGUAACCUUACAGAACACCAGCGAACACACACUGGGGAAAAGCCGCAUGUCUGCCCUGAGUGUGGGAAGSAGUUUGCCCACGCAAAACACUUAAAGAGACAUCAGCGGGAACAUACGGGAGAAAAACCGUAUCAAUGCCCUGACUGUGAGAAAUGUUUCUCCCGGGUAGAUUAUCUAAAAACACACCAGGUAACACACAGGCCUCCUCACAUGCGCUCACCUGUAGAUAAACCCUAUGGCUGCUCUGACUGUGGGAAGCGUUUCGGGCAGAUCUCUGGCCUUAGGGCACAUCAGAAAAUCCACACUGGAGAAACUCCUUAUGACUGUACUGGGUAUGGAAAGAGUUUUGUAAACCUGUAAAAUCGAAAGAUAACACAAUCAAUUGGGAUACUAGUGAGAAGUCAUACCACUGCUCUGACUGUGGGAUAAACGUUGAUCAGGUGGAAACCUCUGAGACACCAGGUCACUCCUGAAUUGCCUGAUAUGAAGGCAUUGACAAUUGGCAAGGAGUGGUGAAUGCCAUUUUACAUCUACAUUUUAGUCAUUUAGCGGACGCUCUUAUCCAGAGCGACCUACAAUUAGUGCAUCCAUCUUAGGAUGGCUAGGUGAGACAACCACACAUCAGUCGUAGUAGAUUAAGUACAUUUCUUCUUAAAGUAGCUAUCAGAAAAGUCAGUGCUUGUGGGAAAAGAGGGGGGUAGGGGGGCGAUACUCUUUCAGAUGUUUUCAGAAUAUGGGCAGUGACUCCGCUUUCCUGACAUUAGCUGGAAGCUCCUUGCGCCAUUGGGGUACCAGGACAGACCAGAACGAUCACUGUGCUGCCAUUUAUGGACUUCUACCUUUUUGUAUAUAUGGACUUUUAUGUUGAUCACCUUUUGUAGUUAGCAUGUAAAUAUACUGUUUAGUUAGCGUAGGAGGAUGUUUAGUUAGCAUGUAAAUAUACUGUUUAGUUAGUGUAGGAUGAUGUUUAGUUAGCCUAGGAUGAUGUGCAAUCACAAUACAUAAGCUACAGGUCUCCUACUGAACUGCAUCUCUCGUGUUCACUCUAACCAACAUAACAAACAGAGAAGUGUUUUUGUGUUGUUGUGGUAACAACAAGAAUUUGAGUCUCGUAGUUGUAAAUGUCUGUUUGGUCAAUUAUUCAAAUGUCAGAUAAUAAAGAAACAUUUUCAAUGA
Molecule: messenger RNA, 4526 nt
Organism: Salvelinus sp. IW2-2015
Lineage: Eukaryota; Metazoa; Chordata; Actinopteri; Salmoniformes; Salmonidae
Product: zinc finger protein 585A-like
Biological process (GO): negative regulation of transcription by RNA polymerase II
Molecular function (GO): DNA-binding transcription repressor activity, RNA polymerase II-specific
Source: RefSeq, a predicted model, not a curated record